GAACCUAUUCAGCACAGGUUUUUCUUCGGAUAACAGCAUUAAUGUGAUCGAACGCUUGACUUUCUCCGCAUUAACAGAAAUCCAAAGCUCACUUCAAAACAUUUCAUGUGCAGACAUUCUUCCAGAUUAGGUGUUCACUCAAGCGGUUUGCAUUCUAGGCAUUCUAAAAGACAGUUGCUAAGGAGAACCGGAAUGGAAUGGCGGUUGUCCCUGAAAGUGGGCAACGCUAAACUGUUUACAGUGUGCUUACAAGUCGUGGGAGUGGGAAUCAGUCACACUUUAAUACUGGGUAAACUGCAACUGAUUAUGCAUAAGCUGCUCAUGGCGCAAGGUUGCUCAAUGUUAGCAUGUUAGCUCACCUUGCCUGUACUGUAAUGAACACAGAACCUAAUCCUCGGAGGCUUUUUACGGGAGUAGCGUACACGGAACGGUGCAAUACUUGUGGCAUCUCCACAUCAAGACACGCUGCUGAAGUAAUCAGACACCUGUGGACGUUGCUACACGUCCCCUCCCAAGGAUGGGCGGGACUUUGAAGGGAGGCGUCCACAGACUGGGUAAACCAGUGAGACACAUUUUUUUUUCCCCAACUUUUUUUUCUCACACAACAGACGACUGACUGAGGAAAUUCUCAGUCAUGGCUUCCGGACUUUACUAAGGAUACUAAGGAUCAACAUCAUCAACAUGGAAAAUACACCUCACGUUGUGGGAAUAGGAGGAAACGCUUUGUGAAAAGUCAGGUGAACUCUGCUCUAUGAAGAUUACAGCAGGAUAAAUUCCAGCCAUUGAACAGAUUGACUUAUCUGGUAGUGACAUGGGGAACGUUCUCAUAGAGUGAAACCUCAACUUUUACUACUAAUACUAGUCUUUAUGCGACCGGUACAACGUCUAUAUUCACCACACAGUCACAUUAUUUUUGGUGGUCCUGGAGAAGGUAAGAAAGAGAUUUGCCCGUACAAAGAACUUUUGUUUUCAGUCAGUCUUUGAGGCGGAAAGAAAAGGAGCAGAUUAGGUACUCACAGGACACUUCGCCAAAGCUGCCAUAUAUUUUUCUUUUUUAAUGCCAGCGUGACAUUUGAAAGAGAAUGGACAGUUCAAGUAAUUUUUCUGAUGCUCAAGGGACAAAACCCACGACUUCUUUAUUAAAUGUCUUCAGUAAUCUACUAACUAGGGAGAAGUCACCUUCAGAUGCGCCGCCCGCUGUGUUAACAUCUUUUAAAGAACUCUCAGAUGGGAAGAGUCUUCUUGGUGAAGGAUGUCAAGUUCUUAAAGUGGGCAAGGAUGGAACUCACAGGGGUUCACCUAAAGGAGUGUCUACAAGCUCACCGGAUCAAGAUCUCGUCCUGGUUACGAGAGUGGAAACCUACAGUGACUCUGACAACGAGGAGGAAAGGGCAGGACUGUCAAAGACGUUGUCCAAGCUAACUCAGCAUGGCAAUGAUUCAACGGACCGUAUUGAUGGACAUGAAUCUAUGGACCACAGUAAUGGAGAUGAACGAGGUGAUGGCCCUGAGGUGGAAUUCCAUGUGCCAGAGUUUCGGACACAUGGAUUUAAAAGAUCGCCUUUUGAAUCUUAUUUAUUGACGGACAGGUCGAACCAAAGAACCGACUUUAGGACGGUUCCCAGAGAGAACACAGAAGAAAUUGGAAGUAAACACAUGGAGAGAAGAGAAAGCGACGACUACGAAGGCAUAGAUUGUUCUUUGCCUGUUCCCUCCAUAAUUAUUGGGAAUAAUGCAGAUACAUCUUCGACAUUACAGCAGGCGACAGAAGACCCGAAUCGCUCACAUAUAUCUGGAACCCAUGAGCAAAAUAUGGAGGAUUCACACCCUUCCUCUGCGAAUCCAGACGUGGAUAAAAUAUCAUCAUCUAAUCUUCAUCCAAGUGCUAAACUUACAUCCCAACACUCACCAGAAGACAAACCGUCACCGGUAUCCCAGUCCAGAGACACAUCUUCAUUUCAGAUGCCAGCCCUCUUCAGUGGUCUACGGGUUCUGAAGAAAGGAGCGCUGGGGGACGAGAGGGAAACGGUGUCAGAGAUCAAGCAGCGGGAGAAAGAUGCUGAUCUGGCGUUGCUAAGUUUGAAGAAAACGGUGAACAAAGCCAAGCUUCAACCAGAGCAGAAGACGCUUGGUACUGUUAAAAAACACCCAGACACAAAACCUCUCUCGGAAAGUCGGCGAAACAGUCGGCUCCUUAACCUGGACAUGCCCGGUGAUGGGCGGGAAGCAAACCCAGACAAAAAGGAGUCUGAAACUGCAGCGAUUGAAGGAGAUCAACCCCCGCAUCCAGAAGUCAAAAAAACUUCAGAUAUGGCUUAUGAAACGUUCAAAAACAUUUUCGGACCAAAAUCUCUCAGGAAGGACAAAUCAGAUCCUGUGGAUGUAGAAGCACUCAGAAAGAAGAUUAAAAACGACAAAGAAAGUCUACGAUCUAUUUUUGAAAGAGCUUCCAAAACCGCCAGCAAGGAACCAAAAGUUCCCACCGGAGCUAACACAGAGACCACUUCCCCUGCAGACAGCGAGGACCGCACUCCAGGACGUCUGCAGGCCGUCUGGCCGCCCCCUAAGUCCAAAGAUGAGGAAGAAAAGGUGGGACUCAAGUACACGGAAGCAGAGCACCAGGCUGCCCUUCUGCAACUCAAGAGAGAGUGCAAGGAAGAUUUGGAGCAAAUGCAUUCAGAUUUUGAACUUCAGAUCUUCCAACUUCGAGGCGAGCAUGCGGUGUCAAUAUCGCACCUUGAAGGAGUCAUUGCCAAGAUGCAAAAAGACAAGACCUACAAUGCGAGUGUGGAGCACAGGGAGGUCCGAGAUGUGGGUGUGUCCACUGCAGAUGACCCCACAUACAGAACCUGCCGCACUGUGGGUAUCCAGACGGACAGGGAGACCUUCAUCAAGAGCCCCGAGGGUGAGGCCGGCAAUCAAACACCCAGCCAGAACAUACCAAAAAGACUUAACAUGGACUCUAUCGGACUCAAUCUGGGGGUUAAGACAGCCCCGGGCCCUGCUGGGCCACACCAACCUCCCCCUCCCUUGCCAGGCCCCUGUGGACCACCACCGCCGCCACCCCCACCUCCUCCUCCUCCUCUACCGGGCAUUAUGGGAGCACCGCCACCACCACCUUUUUUUGCCGGAGGGGGGCCUCCGCCACCGCCACCGCCUCCCCCUCCUGGUCUACCUGGAGCUGGCCCACCUCCUCCACCCCCUCCACCAGGCUGCGGCCCCCCGCCUCCUCCACCCAUGGGGGGGUUCGAUCUCAGUCAUAUGUUGGACAAGGCCCCUCGGAAGCCUAGUAUUGAACCAGGCUGUCCCAUGAAGCCUUUGUACUGGACCAGGAUACAAAUAUAUGACGAUAACAACAACACAUUGUGGGGCUGCCUGGAGGAGCCGGAUGUCAUUGACACUCAAGAGUUUGAAGAUCUUUUCUCCAAGGCCACGCUGCAGCCAAUGAAAAAACCUUUGUCAGACACUUAUGAGAAGAAAGUCAAAACAAAGAAGAUAAUCAAGCUGCUGGAUGGAAAACGUUCGCAAGCUGUCGGCAUUCUCAUAUCAAGCCUGCAUCUGGAAAUGAAAGAUAUUCAGCAAGCUGUUCUUACCGUGGAUAACUCUGUGGUGGAUUUGGAAACCAUUGAGGCUCUAUAUGAAAAUAGGGCUUCCGCUGAUGAGCUGAGCAAGAUAAAGACGCAUUAUGAGACUUCCAAAGAAGAUGAGGUCAAACUGCUGGACAAACCUGAACAGUUUCUUUAUGAGCUCUCCCAGAUUCCCGACUUUGCAGGCCGAGCCCACUGCAUCAUAUUCCAGUCAGUGUUCCUCGACUCAAUGUCCUCCAUCCAUCGCAAGGUGGAGAUUAUAUCAAACGUCUGCAAAGAGCUGCUGGAGUGCAACAGUUUGCGGGAUGUAAUGGGGCUUGUUCUGGCCUUGGGGAAUUAUAUGAAUGGAGGGAACAGGACAAGAGGUCAGGCUGAUGGCUUUGCACUGGAGAUCCUCCCCAAACUAAAGGACGUCAAGAGUAGGGACAAUCAUAUCAGUCUUUUGGAUUACGUGGUUUUGAGCUACCUGCGGAAUUUUGAUAGUCAGGAUGCAGGUACAGAUAAGAGUGUGUUCCCUUUGCCCGAAUCCCAAGAAUUCUUCCAGGCUGCACAGGUCAAGUUUGAAGAUCUAACAAAGGACAUCAGAACACUAAAGAGAGAUUUGACAGCUUGCCAGAGAAAUGUACAGAAAGUGUGCGCUGACUCCUCAGAGGAACACCUUCAGCCGUUCAAAGACAAGAUGGAGGGAUUUGUCGUUACUGCUCAAAGUGAGCAUUCUGCUGAAGAGGACCGUCUCAACGCCGCACAGAAAAGUUUCCAGGAAAUGGUGAACUACUUUGGAGUGAGGCCAAAGUCAGGCGAUAAAGAAGUGGCCCCAAAUUACGUCUUUAUGCUCUGGUAUGAGUUCUGCAAUGACUUCAAGAACGCUUGGAUACGACAAAGCAAGAACAUCUCCAAGGAGAGGUUGAAGGAAGCUCAAGAGAACAUCAAGAAGAUCACAGCUGAGAAGCGAGUAGAAACUAAGAAGAUUAACGCCAACAGUCUGAAAGAGAGGCUACGGCAAAAGGAAGCCGGCUUGGUGUCCAGCUGAGUGAACGGGCAUUCUUCUGCACCCUUAAUGGUUCUGCCCCCCCCCAAAAAAAAACCUGCACCCCUACAUAUUUUGUGGUUCCGCUUGUGCCAUAGUACAAAAGAAAGCUGCAAGUGUGCAUGGCUGCCACAAGCCAAAGUGAUGAGGAUCCUAAAGGCCAAAGGUGGACCUCAUUCAUCCAGCAUGGCGUGACCUCUGGUGUCCAGCUUGUGAAAGGUCUCACCGGGUCAGCUCGUGGUUCUCCAACUGUGUCAGCAGACACGUCCAUGAAGUUCUUCCCUGAGAAAGUAUCCUCUCAUCUGUGCUGACAAUCUGAUAAAAUUUGAACCCAUCCACUUCAUGUCCUUUUAAUGUAGCCAGCUUCUUUUUAUCUGCUAAUGUUCUAAACGCUUGUAAAUGUGAUGUACAGUAGAACAUGGGCUUGAAGCAAUAUAAGAAACAAGUCCUUCACGUUGUUGACACGUAUGAUUUGUUCCUACAUUGUGCACUAUACCAUACUCUGUUUUGAUGAUGACCAUAACUAAAAAAACAGUUUGGUAGAUUAUUUCUCAGUUUUAUUUCUAUUUUCAAUCAUGUCCCAUGUUUGGGGCGACAUACAGUGGUGUGAGUCUUUGCCCUAAUUUUUUUUGGUUGUCUCGCUUAAAUGUUUUAGAUCAGGGGUGGGCAAACUACGGCACGGGGGCCACAUCCGGCCCGCCACGUGUUUGAAUACGGCCCGCCAGUUCUUUCCAAAGUAAAUUUUCCAAACAUUUUCAUGGUUUAAGUAGCUGGAAUUUUGUUAUUUGAUGUGGUCUGUUGUUUACAAAGUGCUCCUGAAAAAAGGGACACAAACACAUACUACUACUACUACUACUAAUAAUAAUAAUAAUAAUAAUAAUAAUAAUAAUAAUAAUAAUAAUAAUAAUAAUAAUAAAUUACUAAUUAAUUAAUAAUAACAAACAAUAUCAAAUAAUAAUAAAUUAUUAAUUAUUUGAUAAUAACAAACAAUAUAAAAUAAUAUUACAUUAUUAAUUAAUUAAUUUAUAAUAAAUAAUAACAAACAAUAUAAAAUAGUAAUAAAUUAUUAAUUAAUUAAUUUAUAAUAAAUAAUAACAAGCACUAUAAAAUAAUAAUAAAUUAUUAUUAUUAUAAAUUUAUAACACACUUUACAUCAAAUAAAUGAUCUCAAAGCGCACAUAUAGCAGAUUGCAUGACACUUUUACAGAUACAAUAAUUCCAGAGUCUAGCCCCCCCGUCAAUUUUGUUCAAUCAAUGCGGCCCACCAGUCAAAAAGUUUGCCCACCCCCUGUUUUAGAUCAUCGACUUUAAAAAAUAGGCAAUUACAACAACUUGAACACACAAAGCAGUUUUUAAAUGAUUUGUUUUUUUUGCAUUAGUAAGCCUUUUUAGGUCAUGCCACAGCAUCUCAAUAGGACAGGAGUUGGACUAGGCAACUCCGAAAUCUUCAUUUGUUUUUUUUUUUACCUCAUUCAAAGGUGGACUGACUGGUGUGUUUUGGAUCAUUGUCCUGCUGCACAACUCAAGUUGAAGGUCAUGAACGUUCUCCUUCAGAAUUGUCAUGGUUUCAUUUAUCACAGCAAGUCUUCCAGGUCCUGACACAGCAAAACAGCCCCAGACCAUCACACUACCACCACCAUAUUUGACUGUUGGUAUGAUUUUCUGUAUCUGAAAUGCAGCGUUACUUUUACGUCAGAUUUAAUGGGACACACAGCUUCCAAAAAGUUCAGCUUCUGCCUCAUCAGACCAGAGUAUUUUCCACAAAAGUCUUGGGUAACGUCAAUAUGUUUUCGGGCAAAAUUGAGAUGAGCCUUAAUGUUGUUUUUGUUCAGCGGUGGUUUUCGAAACUCUGCCACGCAGGUCAUUUUUGCCCAGUGUAUUUUUUAUGGUGGAGUCAUGAACAUUGUUUCAUCGAUGAUGGAUGGCUCUCACUGUGGUUUGCUGAAGUCCCAAAUAUUUGGAAAUGAUUUGUUAAUCUUUUCCAGACCGAUGGAUAGGUCUCAGUCAGGUUUCUUGGAGGGGGGGGGGCACUUUUUUUUUAGGUUUGGAAUUUUUUACAACUAAUAUUUAAUUUUUGUUUGAUGAUCUGAAAAACAUUUAAGUGUGAUAAAAAGAAGAAGGGGAUCAAACAUUUUCACACCACUGUAUUAAGUCAAAACAGAGAAAUAUUUACAAAUGUGAUGACACACCUUCCUUUAAAGCAAUUUUCUGCUUACAAUGGUUGUGUUGUGUAGCUCACUCAAAGCCCGUUAAUGAAGUAUUUUUUCAGCAAUAUUUCCUCGUUUUUGCACUUCUUUUGCUAGGCAAGGUUGUACAGUUUAUGAAUAGCAUAGACUCAGAACAGAAUAUUUUUGUUGUACUCCUCAUUCAACAGAAAAAGUAUAUUUAUGUAUGGAAAGAUGUAUUUUAUGUACAGUGUUCCCUCAUUUAUCACGGGGAUAGGUUACAUUAUUGUAACUAUUUGUGUGUAAUUAUGUUUUAAGACUGUACAUCCCCUCAUCAUACACUUUUCUCAGACAGACAUGACACAUUUUCACAUUUCUCUCUUGUUUAUAUACACUCAAAAAAGUUUUAGUGAUUACCCUACAGGUUGAAGACAAGAAAUUAAAAGACUCACGUAUCAUUUCACUCCUGUAACCAUGCCUUUUCGUCCUGGCACCGUUCCGCUAUACUGGAGCGUUUUUGUAUCCAUGUUAAAUCAUAUUACUGCAGUCCUCCUUCCCGCUGAAGAUGUAUUUACAGUAAAAGGUAUUCCAUUAAUGGCGCCGUAUUGCCGCGUAUCUUCUACAUUCUUUAACAUGUCCAAAAGUCCAACUUUUGUGCUAUUAUUAGUAUCCUCCGCUGCAUUUUGGGCGCAUUUUUGUUGACUUUGUGGGUUUUUUCUCGGAGAAAAUUGCAAAUAUACAAGCUAGCAAGCUAGCAAGCUAGCAAAGUAAGUCGAGUCGGCAAAACAGUACGAAGGAGAUUGAUUGACAAUGUUCUACACCAAUCAGGGCGCAGAAAAUAGAUUGAACAGAGAGAGACACUCAACUUCCCAUAAUGCAAUUCUUCUUAAAGGGCCAGGCUCGGGCCUUGUAACAGCAUUAAUGCUGUGAUAAAAAAAAACAACGUGAUAGAGCGAGGGAACACUGUACAGCCUUAUGAAGAUGUAUUUUAAGACUUUUUAUUUUAUUGAGCGAGAAGCUGCUAAGAGAUGUAUAUUUUAAGCUUGCAUGUGGCCUUCAUUCUGUAGUACAGGGUUGUAAAUAUUUAAUCAUAACACCCCAAAGCCACGAUAUAGUCAUAAUACCUCAGACAGAUGUCAACAAUCAGAGUAUAGCCAGUAUAAAAGAUGCAUGUCCAAUUUUUUUUUUACCCUCCAAAGUCUGUAUCACAGCACUGUAUAAUGAUAUGGAAUUGUUUUAAAUUUCAAGAAUAAACUCAAACACGGUACUGUAUUUAUCUAUCUAUGAUUUCAUGUGUAAGAAUGAAGUCAUGUAACUAAUCACUGGGAUUCUUUUAAAGACAUUUCCAGGAAGGCUCCUAAAAUAAGUGAUUAGCAUUAUAAACAUGUGGAACUUGUUAGGCUAUUGGAAGUUCCUUUUUAGAACAAGUCAGAUUUUAGGAAUGUGAAGCGAUACAGGUGGAAAAGGUUAGUUUAUUUGCUGUGCCACUAUACACACAUGUACUAGUACUACUACUUAGUUUUACUACUUUGCAUGAACUAAGUCAUUACAUCAUACAUUCUUUUUUUUUAAACUAUCUAAUAUUUUAUAUAGACAUGUAUAUAUAUGCAUUUAAAAAUCAAGUUGUAUUGAAAAAUCUUUUCACCGACAAAUAUAUCAAUAUUUUUAUUAUUAUAGUUCCAGUUGUGAUUUGUUUAAUUAAUUGUCUGUCCCAGAAUGGCUGCCAAUAUCCUGAAAACUGAUAAAAAUGUUUUCCCAAUGUCCUCUCUGGUGGACUUUUUCAUG
Doryrhamphus excisus (bluestripe pipefish) is the source of this 8563-nucleotide messenger RNA. The record is from RefSeq and is a predicted model, not a curated record. NCBI's taxonomy places the organism in Eukaryota, Metazoa, Chordata, Actinopteri, Syngnathiformes, Syngnathidae.